Messenger RNA from Nanorana parkeri, 2944 nucleotides. It is a transcript of the gene DHX35, whose product is annotated as DEAH-box helicase 35. NCBI's taxonomy places the organism in Eukaryota, Metazoa, Chordata, Amphibia, Anura, Dicroglossidae. Bases 24 to 2276 code for a protein of 750 amino acids. The transcript has 22 exons. The record is from RefSeq and is a predicted model, not a curated record. Gene Ontology annotation, molecular function: RNA binding. Gene Ontology annotation, cellular component: intracellular anatomical structure; catalytic step 2 spliceosome.
CCCCCCAGGGCCUGCACACCCAUAUGCCUCGCAACCUGUCCGCUCUGCUGCUGGGGUCCUGCAUCUGCGAUCUCUCCAACAAGCCGGAAGGAAACCAUGGCGACCGGCCAUCAAUCUCUUCCACAGCAUCCGCGCAUGCUCACUUCCUCAGCCGUGCUCCCUCAACAAAGAUGGCGGCGCCCGUGGGGCCGAUCCGUUUCUGGAAGCCGGGUACAGAGGGCCCUGGUGCCAACCUUACCGAGGAGAGGCAAAGUAAUGCUGAAGUGACCUCGGUUAUCUAUAACCCACAUGCCUCCCUUUCCAUAGAACAACAGAGACAGAAGCUGCCUAUGUUUAAGCUCAGAAAUCACAUCCUUUACCUAGUGGAGAAUUACCAGACAGUGGUGAUCAUUGGAGAAACAGGAUGCGGCAAAAGUACACAAAUCCCCCAGUACCUUGCGGAAGCCGGGUGGACAGCAGAAGGGAAAGUAGUUGGAGUAACACAACCCCGGAGGGUGGCUGCAGUUUCGGUGGCAGGGCGGGUGGCAGAAGAGCGAGGAGCUUUGCUGGGACACGAAGUUGGCUAUUGUAUACGUUUCGAUGACUGUACUGACCCCCAGGCUACACGUAUCAAGUUUCUGACAGAUGGUAUGCUUGUCCGAGAAAUGAUGUCUGAUCCUUUGCUCACCAGAUAUAGUGUGCUGAUGUUAGAUGAAGCCCAUGAACGCACCCUCUAUACAGACAUUGCUAUUGGCCUCUUGAAAAAGGUUCAGAAGAAAAGAGGAGACUUGAGGCUGAUUGUGGCUUCGGCAACACUUGACGCAGAGAAAUUCAAGGCAUUCUUCAAUCAGAAUGACACCAAUGAUCCCAAUAGGGACACGUGUGCCAUCCUCACAGUGGAAGGGAGGACGUUCCCUGUGGAUGUUUUCUAUACACAAAGCCCUGUUCCAGAUUACUUGAAGUCUACAGUACAAACUGUGAUGAAGAUCCAUCAGAGUGACGUGGAAGGAGAUAUUCUUGCUUUCCUAACUGGCCAGGAAGAGGUGGAAAGCGUGGUCUCCAUGCUGGUGGAACAGGCCCGUAUCCUUGCUCGUUCAGGGCUGAAGAAGCACCUCCGUGUUCUCCCCAUGUACGCAGGACUUCCCACUUCUGAACAGAUGAAAGUGUUUGAAAGGGUCUCUCCCAAUGUCAGGAAGGUAGUUGUUGCCACUAACAUUGCAGAGGCAUCCAUCACUAUAAAUGGAAUCGCCUUCGUUAUAGACUGCGGAUUUGUCAAGCUGCGAGCGUAUGACCCCAAACGAGCGGUUGAAUCUUUGGUCGUGGUUCCUGUGUCACAAGCCUCAGCCAAUCAAAGAGCUGGCAGGAGUGGAAGAAACCGAUCUGGCCAGUGUUAUAGGCUUUAUACAGAGGAGGAUUUCCAAAAGCUUCCUCCUGCCACAAUUCCAGAAAUGCAAAGAAGUAACCUGUCUCCUGUGAUCUUGCAGCUGAAAGCACUCGGCAUAGACAAUGUCCUGCGCUUCCAUUUCUUAUCGCCACCGCCUGCACAGUCAAUGGUUCAAGCUCUGGAGCUGCUGUAUGCAUUAGGAGGUCUGGAUAAGCAUUGCCGACUGACAGAACCACUCGGUGUGCGAAUGGCAGAGUUCCCUCUUAAUCCUAUGUUUGCCAAGAUGCUCUUGGAAUCAGGCAAUUUUGGAUGCUCAGCUGAAAUUCUGAGUAUUGCAGCUAUGAUGCAAAUUCAGAACGUCUUUGUCCUCCCUCCAAACCAGAAAUCGCAAGCGAUAAGAGAGCAACGGAAGUUUGCUGUAGAAGAAGGAGAUCAUCUGACCAUGUUAAAUGUGUAUGAGGCCUUUAUCAAGUUUAACAAGAGCUCACAGUGGUGUCAGCAACACUUCCUGAACUACAAGGGGCUUAUGAGAGCAGUCACAGUGCGGGAGCAGCUGAAGAAAAUGCUCAGCAAGUUCAGAGUACCCAAAAAUUCCAGUGAAGGUGAUCCGGAUCCCAUAUUAAGAUGUAUAGUGUCUGGAUUUUUUGCCAAUGCUGCCAAGCUUCAUUCCACAGGUGCCUACAGGACAGUUCGAGAUGGCCAUGAGUUACAUAUACACCCGUCUUCAGUACUACAUGCAGAGAAGCCUCCAAACUGGGUGCUGUUUAGUGAAGUCAUCCAAACCAGCAAGUACUACAUGCGGGAUGUGACAGCUGUUGAAUCUGCAUGGCUGUUGGAGCUGGCACCACACUUUUACCAGCAUGGAACGCAUCUAUCUCGAUCUUCCAAACGGGCCAAGAUGGACAAUUUAUGAGCCUCACCACAUUUGUAUGUAAUCUCUUGGAGAGUGAAUCCACCCAAAACCUCACCGACAUUUCUACGUCUGACCUCAACAACCACAGAGAUUCACCUGCUUCUCUCUGGUGAGGACCACGUUCUGGAACCUCUUGAUGUCCAGCGGGAUGGCUUCACAGCCUGGCGUUUGGCAUUAACACGUUUGAACCUGGGAUCCCGUCUGUCUGUGCCACACCGCACAAGUCUUACUUAGGCACAUCGUACACUGGUAUAUAUGUGUAUAAGAAAGCCUUUUUUAUUUUUUUAAGUUGUAAAUGAUGGACGCGAAUGAACAGAAAUGGUAAUCGGAUGCCAUGCCUUUUUCACCUGAGUGCUGUAUUUGAGCCUUUGCGGCACCAAAUAACUAGCCCUGUUACAUAUGUAUCAUGCACAUACUCUAACCCUUAAUCUGAUCUGCUGUAAGUGCCUCAUUUCAAGCAGGUUCAUAUGUAGAUGGCUUAAGCCCUGUUCUGCUCUGCCAGGUUCCCAUUGAUAUUACACGGAAGUCAACUUUCUAUUCCACUGGUGACACGGAGCUGAAAAACGCUUAGAAGAUUAACACAGAUCUGCGUGGCUGUCCCUUAUCCUAAACCAUUUUUGCCUGUAAAUAUCUGUACAUGUUCAUAAUAAACCACAGAGUACCUCACA